Messenger RNA from Durio zibethinus, 590 nucleotides. RefSeq names its product mitochondrial import inner membrane translocase subunit TIM9-like. Lineage: Eukaryota; Viridiplantae; Streptophyta; Magnoliopsida; Malvales; Malvaceae. The record is from RefSeq and is a predicted model, not a curated record.
CUUAAAGAAGGGAAGUUUAAGCCCUUUUGACCUAAACCCUACUCAUCUCCUCUCGAAAAUCCUGCAAGGAAAUUCGAUUGGAAAAGACAGGAUCCAGUAUGGACAAGAACAUGUUAGCAGGUCUCGAGGGUCUCCCUGAAGAAGAUAAGAUCCGAAUGUCCGCCAUGAUCGACCACCUUCAGCUUCGUGACAGCCUGAGAAUGUACAAUUCACUUGUUGAGAGAUGCUUCACUGACUGUGUAGACAACUUUACUCGCAAGACUCUGCAGAAGCAGGAGGAAACCUGUGUUACGCGAUGUGCUGAGAAGUUCUUGAAGCAUUCAAUGCGUGUAGGCCUGAGGUUUGCAGAGCUUAACUCACAGGCUGCAACACAAGACUAAAGCUAAUAAACAAGCAUGAGAGGGACUCAAAUGUUUUUGCUUAUUAUGUAGCAUUUUCUUUUUAUUAUUUUGCAUCAAUCGGGUUCUCCAUUCUCAGAUGAAAGGCAAGAUAUUGUUGGGGGGGUUGACGAUUGCUGUCAUGAAAAAAGUUGUCAUUGUUAAUUUCCUCUUAAAAAAUUGAAUAUGAUCAAAUAGAUAUUUGUUACCAUA